Paramecium sonneborni is the source of this 1150-nucleotide messenger RNA. Lineage: Eukaryota; Ciliophora; Oligohymenophorea; Peniculida; Parameciidae. The record is from the annotation of a GenBank genome assembly.
AUGAGCAAUAAGAAUGUAGAUAUUUUAUUUAAUCCUUUAUAACUUGGGGAGAUUUUAAUUAAUAAUAGAAUAAUCAUGUCUUCUUUAACUAGAAUGAGAUGUGAUAAAAUAACUAAAGCUCCAAAUAAUUUAGUGGCUGAAUAUUAUUCUUAAAGAGCUUCUGCAGGUAUGAUCAUAACAGAAAGUACAUUUGUAAGUGAGAGAUCUUACAGUUGGCCUGGUUGUCCUGGAAUAAUGGAUUAGACAUAAGUGGAAGGUUGGAAAAAAGUCAUAGAAGCAGUCCAUGAUAAAAAAGGGAAAAUUUCAUUAUAGAUUUGGCAUAGUGGUCGUGCUACUCAUUCCUAAUUGUAAUAAGGGCUUUAACCAUGGGCACCAUCUGCUAUAGCUAUAAAUGGUCCAAAUGAUAUUUUGAAUAUUCCACACGAGAUUCCUCAUGAAAUGAAUUUAGAUGAAAUCUAAUUAGUUAUAAAUUAAUUUAAGAAAGGAGCAUAUUUAGCUAAAGAAGCAGGUUUUGAUGCUUUAGAAUUACACGGAGCAAAUGGUUAUUUGAUUGAUUAAUUUUUAAAAAGUAAUAGUAAUAAAAGAAAGGAUUCAUAUGGAGGUUGUAUUUAAAAUAGAUGUAAAUUCUGUUUGGAAGUGAUAGAUGAGUUAAUUUCUAUUUUUGGAAAAGGAAGAGUAGGUAUCAAGGUAUCUCCAAUUGGUAGAUUUAAUGAUAUGUAUGAUGAGGAUCCUAUUGAACUUUAUACUUAUUUAUUUUAAGAAUUAGAUAAAAGAUAGAUUGCAUUCAUAGAACUGAUGAAUGAUAAGGAUGAGGAAAAUGCUUAUAAUUAUGGAUUACCAUCAUCAUAAUCUUAAACCUAGAAUUUAUAUGAGAAAUUAAGAAAAUCCUUUACAGGUGUUAUAAUUGGAAAUGUUGGAUUAAAUGCAGAAUCAGCUGCUGAAUUAAUACGAAAUGGAUUAAUUAAUGCUGUUAGUUUUGGUAUUCCUUAUGUUUCUAGUAUAUUAUUUUAACAAAAUAGACCCUGAUCUAGUAGAAAGGAUAAAAUUUGAUUUACCUCAUACAUAAGCAAAUCCAGAUACAUUUUUUUAAGGAGAUUAAAUUGGAUAUACUGAUUAUCUUCCAUUUUAAAAAUGAUUAAAUAUAUUCAGG